Octodon degus (degu) is the source of this 1924-nucleotide messenger RNA. RefSeq names its product WW domain-containing adapter protein with coiled-coil-like. Lineage: Eukaryota; Metazoa; Chordata; Mammalia; Rodentia; Octodontidae. Gene Ontology annotation, biological process: regulation of autophagy; positive regulation of TORC1 signaling. Gene Ontology annotation, molecular function: RNA polymerase II complex binding; chromatin binding. Gene Ontology annotation, cellular component: nucleus. The transcript has a single exon. The record is from RefSeq and is a predicted model, not a curated record.
GCCAAGCUGUCACGACCGGAGGGGGGACUCGCAGCCUUUCCAGGCAUUUAAGUAUUCAUCCAAGAGUCACCCCAGUAGUGGUGACCACAGACAUGAAAAGAUGCGAGACGCCGCAGAUCCUUCACCACCAAAUAAAAUGUUGCGAAGAUCUGAUAAUCCUGAAAACAAAUACAGUGACAGCAUAGGUCAUAAUAAGGCCAAAAAUAUGCAUACUCACAGAGUUAGAGAGAGGGAAGGUGGGACCAGUUACUCUCCACAAGAAAAUUCACACAACCACAUAGCUUUUCAUAGUUCAAAUUCACAUACCUCUAAUCCAAGCAAUAAUCCAAGCAAAACUUCAGAUGCAUCUUACAAUUCUGCAAAUGACUGGUCUGAGCAUAUUAGCUCUUCUGGGAAAAAAUAUUACUACAGUUGCCGAACAGAAGUUUCACAGUGGGAAAAACCAAAAGACUGGCUUGAAAGAGAACAGAGACAAAAAGAAGCAAAUAAGGUGGUAGUUAAUAACUUUCCGAAAGAUAGGGAUUACAGAAGAGAGGUGAUGCAAGCAACAGCCACUAGUGGGUUUGCCGGUGGAAAAUCUACAGCAGGAGACAAAUCAGUAUCACAUUCUUACACAACUCCUUCUACAUCUUCUGCCUCUGGACUGAACCCCACAUCUGCACCUCCAACAUCUGCUUCUGCAAUUCCCAUUUCUCCUGUUCCCCAGUCACCGAUACCUCCAUUACUUCAAGACCCAAAUCUUCUUAGACAGUUGCUUCCUGCUUUGCAAGCCACUCUGCAACUCAAUAAUUCUAACAUGGACAUAUCCAAAAUAAAUGAAGUUCUUACAGCAGCUGUGACACAAGCUUAACUGCAGUCUAUAAUUCAUAAGUUUCUUACUACUGGACCAUCUGCUUUCAACAUAACAUCUCUGAUUUCUAAAGCUGCUCAGCUCUCUACACAAGCCCAGCCAUCUAAUCAGUCUCCCAUGUCUUUAACAUCUGAUGCCUCAUUCCCAAGAUCUUACGUGUCUCCAAGGAUAAGCACACCUCAGACUAACACCGUUCCUAUUAAAUCAUUGAUUAGUACUCCUGUUUCAUCACAGCCAAAGGUUAGUACUCCAGUAGUUAAGCAAGGACCAGUGUCACAAUUGGCCACACAGCAGCAGCCUGUCACUGCUGACAAACAGCAGGGUCAUGAACCUGUCUCUCGUCGAAGUCUUCAGUGCUCAAGCCAGAGAAGUCCAUCACCUGGUCCAAAUCACACUUCAAGUAGUAGUGCAUCAAAUGCAACAGUUGUACCACAAAACUCAUCUGCUCGCCCUGCGUGUUCCUUAACACCUACGCUAGCAGCACACUUCAAUGAAAGUCUCAUAAAACACAUUCAAGGCUGGCCCACAGACCAUGCAGAGAAGCAAGCAUCAAGAUUGCGUGAAGAAAUCCAUAACAUGGGUAGUACUCACAUGUCAGAAAUAUGUACUGAGUUAAAAAAUUUAUGAUCUUUAGUCCGAGUAUGUGAAAUUCAAGCAACUUUGCGAGAGCAAAGGGUACUGUUUUUGAGACAACAAAUUAAGGAACUCGAAAAGCUAAAAAAUCAGAAUUCCUUUAUGGUGUGAAGAUGUGAAUAAUUGCACAUGUUUUUGAGUACAGGAACUAUAAAUCUAUUGCCCAAUCUUAACAUUUUUGAGCUGCAUUUAAGUAGACUUUGGACAGUUAAGCUGGGCAGAGAAAAUGACAAGGGGAUAGGGUCUUGUGAGAGUCAAUUCAGGGGAAAGAUACAAGAUUGAUUUGUAAAACCCUUGAAAUGUAGAUUUCUUGUAGAUGUAUUCUUCACGUUGUAAAUAUGUUUUGUAGAGUGAAGCCAUGGGAAGCCAUGUGUAACAGAGCUUAGACAUCCAAAACUAAUCAAUGCUGAGGUGGCUAAGUACCUAGCCUUUCACAUGUAA